Molecule: messenger RNA, 2439 nt
Organism: Amphibalanus amphitrite
Lineage: Eukaryota; Metazoa; Arthropoda; Thecostraca; Balanomorpha; Balanidae
Product: thioredoxin reductase 1, cytoplasmic-like
Exons: 2
Coding region: 223-2043 (606 amino acids)
Biological process (GO): cell redox homeostasis; cellular response to oxidative stress; glutathione metabolic process
Cellular component (GO): cytosol; mitochondrion
Molecular function (GO): glutathione-disulfide reductase (NADPH) activity; flavin adenine dinucleotide binding; thioredoxin-disulfide reductase (NADPH) activity
Source: RefSeq, a predicted model, not a curated record
GCGCCAGAGUUUGAAAUACGAGGCAUUACGAGGCAAAUUUAAAUCGCCAAUUUUCAUUGAAGUGCAAAAUUUAUAGCGCAGUAAAAUUCAUUUGCUUAUUUCUUAGGAAUUAAAAAAUGUCCAAAAAAUGUCCCGGUUGACUUAUUCAUUCCGACUGUUUAAUAUUCAUUCCGAAACAAUAAGUUUGUCUACUUAAUUCUAACAGAAGUGAAACGGUUCACGAUGCCAACGCCACCCGUUUCUGUUAGUCCUGAAGAUGAAACAAAUAAGUUUCUGAAGGAAAAUCGGGUAGCAGUGUUCAGCAAAUCAUACUGUCCGUUUUGUGAGCAAGUAAAGGAUCUGUUACGCACCCACAGGAUCCCAUACUCAGCCCUGGAAUUGGAUCUGAUCGAUAAUGGACCUGCCGUCCAGACCAUCCUCUUCGAGAGAACUGGUCAGAAGUCGGUACCCAACGUGUUUAUCAACGGCAGACACUUGGGAGGCUGCGACAAGACGGUCGAAGCGCACGCUGACGGCACCCUGCAGGCGAUGUUGAACGCGGGAUCCGGGGACGCACAAUACGACUAUGACCUGGCAGUGAUCGGCGGCGGCUCUGGAGGGCUGGCCUGCAGCAAGGAGGCGGCGCGACUCGGUGCUAGGGUCGUCAUCUGUGACUUCGUCAAGCCGUCACCCAAAGGGACCACUUGGGGCCUGGGGGGAACGUGCGUCAACGUGGGCUGCAUCCCCAAGAAGUUGAUGCACCAGACUAGUCUGCUUGGAGAGGCCUGCAGUGACGCGUCCAAGUUCGGCUGGUCGGUGACGGAGUCUCCUCAACAUUCCUGGGAGAAGAUGGUGAAGGGAAUCCAGGGACACAUCUCGUCCCUCAACUGGGGGUACCGCGUGCAGUUGCGAGAGAGACAUGUCACCUACAUGAACGCUUACGCUGAGUUUGUGGACGCGCACACACUCCGCACUGUGGACAAGAAGGGUCGCGAACGUCUCAUCUCUGCUAGAAACGUCGUCCUGGCCAUGGGGGGCCGACCGAGGAUACCCGACAUCCCGGGCGCCGAGCUCGGUAUCAGCAGUGACGACCUCUUCUCACUGCCGCGCAGCCCCGGCCGCACGCUGGUGGUCGGCGCCAGCUACAUUGCGCUCGAGUGCGCCGGCUUCCUCCGCGGCCUCGGCCUGCCGGUCACGGUGAUGGUGCGCUCCAUCCUCCUUCGCGGCUUCGACCAGCAGAUGGCCGAGCUGGUCGGCGAGCACCUGGCGCAACGCGGCGUGCGCUUCCUGCGCCCAUGCGUGCCCACGCGCCUCGAGCGCGUCGAGCCCGACGAAGAGGAAGAAGCCGACGCCGCCGAGACCCGUCCGUCGAUCCGCGUGACGGCGCAGAUGGAGGACGGGACGACCCUGGUGGCCGAAUACGACACGGUGCUGUUCGCCACUGGUCGCCGCGCCUGCACCGCCGGGAUAGGUCUGGAGAAGAUCGGCGUCCGACUCUCGCCCAAAGACGGCAAGGUGAUGUGUAACGAGGCCGAGCAGACGUCCGUGGAGCACGUGUAUGCUGUGGGCGACAUCCUGAGCGGCCACCCCGAGCUGACCCCUGUGGCCAUCCAGGCGGGCCGACAGCUGGCCAGGCGCCUGGUGACGGGCGCCACGGCUCUGACCGACUACCAGUACAUCCCCACCACGGUCUUCACGCCCGCCGAGUACGGCUGCGUCGGCCUCUCCGAGGAGGCGGCCGUCGAGCGCUACGGCGAGCACGACAUCGAGGUGUUCCACCAGUACUUCACGCCGCUCGAGCUGACCGUGCCGCAGCGGGACGAGAACGCCUCCUACGGGAAGCUGAUCUGCGUCAAGAGCCAGCGUCAGCGCGUGGUGGGCUUCCACCUGGUGGCUCCGCACGCCGGCGAGGUGACCCAGGGGUUCGCCGUGGCCCUGCGCCUGGGUGCCACUAAGGCAGACCUGGACGCCUCGGUCGGCAUACAUCCGACCGUGGCCGAGCAGUUCACAUUCAUGUUCAUCACCAAGGCGUCCGGUGCCAACAGCAAGUCGACCGGCUGCUGAGGUUAGAGAGACCGGUGCGGCGGCCCGCUGUUGAGGAUGGCGUGGUCGCAGCACCGGGGUAGGAGACGGUGACGGUCGAGCUGCGCGCGUCACGAAAAGUGACGCCGAGUGACGGGGCGGUCACAAACCUGUAACGGAGGACCGCUCCUGAUGAGCGCGGCUCGAUCGUCACAAAGGAGUGGAGAGGGAAACAGAAGCUGUCGGGGACUGGUCUGAUCUUCCAACUAGCUGACCGAUCUGAUCUAGAGCUCGAUAAUGUGUGGAUUGCCGUUCUGUGGCUUGUGCGAGAAAGCGAUCUUCGUUUUCGUUUUACGUUAUCUCCGAUUGUCUACCAUCUGUUUCUUGUAAUUUCUCUAUGAUGGUCGCAUUGCGAAUUCAUUUAUUGUCUUUUUAUCA